AUGAAGGAUACCAAGUCUGACGGAGUUGCAGAUGUGGUGCUGUCCUGCACCCUGGUGGAAGAGGGAGUCGGCCCUCCUGGAAGGGGUGCCGCCUUAACACGGACUCCAGCUACUCUCGUCUUAAGAGAUGUUGCAGUGGCUCAUGACGAAUCACUGGAAGCGCUCACUCCGUUUCUCCCGCCCUCAGUCCCUGACCCAGACCUCAUCCUGUUUGAGGCCCAAGUGUCAUCAGUCGAGAUCCCCGGUGCAGAUGUGCUGCUCCAUGCGGACUGCAACGAGCAGGAGGUGAUGUGUGAAAUAAGCCGUUAUGCUCCUCAAGGAUCCCAGGAAGGUUCAGAUCCAGUCUAUUUCAUGGUGUCCCUUAAUGUUGAGGUAGCUGAGUUCAGCACUGCGUUGAUUCUGCAGACCACUGUGGUGGACAAGGACCACACAACAGUGAUGCAAAACAAACUGGGUCUGCCUCUCAGCCAGUCGGGUUGUCUGCCUACUGAGGUGAUAUUCCUGGUGUUUUCCCACAUUACGUCUGUAGCUGCGCCUCUGAGAGGUGAUGUCCUCCUCAACUGUGGCUUCAAGCAGCAUGAAACCCUCUCAUCCCAGGUUGUGGGCAUUGAAUGGCGGCUGCAGCACAGAGGGAAGGGGCACAAAGUGUUGGAUAUGAAGACGAGGCUGGAUAAUGCAGAAGGGAAGGAGGAGGAAGUGCAUGCAGAAAGGAGAGGCUCCAGCAUGGACUCCGCGGUUGCUGGUGAAGGUAAUGUCUCUGUGACCCUGAACAAGCUGCAGGUUUCGGAUGAGGGGACCUACAUCUGUACCGUUAGUUUGGGCCUUUUCCACGCACAGCAAGUCAUUCAACUCCGUGUUAUUCAGCCGCCCCACGUUUCACUCUCCGAGGAGAAGUUGGUUUUGAAGACCAAGUCUCCUCAGACACUGAGCUGUCACUGCAAUAAAUACUUCCCACUGGAUGUUCAGAUCGAGUGGUUAUCCAUGUCACCUAUGGAUACAGAGCCUGCAGUCUUUCCAGAUCAGGGAUCACUGUCCAGCCACCGGCAGCAUGGCGACAAGACGUUUUCCCUGUCAUCUCACCUGGCUGUGCCCCCCACUGUCUCCCCAGGCACCAAAAUCAUCUGCAGGGUGUCUCACCCGGCCCUGGACGCUCCUCUCUCUGUGAGCGUGGUGGUAGAAAGUCCAAAACCAGAUUCCUACUGGUUUGUUCUGGGUUUCCUGAUCAUCACUGUACUUUUCUUCUACCAGCUGAUGAGAUAAAUCAGUUACGGAGAUUCUGAUUAAAUAAUCCUGACUUGAAAUUGAACUGCUUUCUCAAAAAAAAAAAAAAAUCCCCUUUAGGUUUAUUCAAUGAUUGUCACCUCCUGCUGACUGGAUAAAUACGAAUUUUGGGGACAUUUUUUUGAAGAUAAUAAUUUUUAUUUUAAUGUGUAUAUUUGUUGUUGAGAGUUGUUUGUGGUGAUUUACUAAUAUUUUAUAUCACUGAUGGUAUUCAUUGUGUGAACCUAAACUUUCUUUUUGUCCUUCCCAAAAAUUUGAAGUAGUAUUUAAGUAUUUGUUGCUCUCACUGGUUCUGUUUUUAAUGUGUACUUGUAUUUUUAUGGCUCUUGCUCUUCGUGUGAUGUUAAUAUUCUUUGUUUUUUUUUCAUUUUCUUUUCAUCAAUAAGGAUUUUGUGACCCAGAAUUUGAAAUAAUAUAUAUAUAUAUUGGACAUUGUCGCUGUUGGAGUUUGUUUCAAAACCUUAAUUUCCUCUAUACACAUUAAGUAAAUGCAGUGAUAAGAGAAUAAAUACUUUGAUAACGAGACAUUCUACUGUACCACCCCCAUUAAAAUUCUUAACAAUUAUAUUUAUUGUUAGUAUUUUUAGUAAGUGGAGAGGGGAACUUCA
This is a messenger RNA of Paralichthys olivaceus (Japanese flounder), 1889 nucleotides long. NCBI's taxonomy places the organism in Eukaryota, Metazoa, Chordata, Actinopteri, Pleuronectiformes, Paralichthyidae. The record is from RefSeq and is a predicted model, not a curated record.